AUGCUCGGUUGGUUCACGUCAUUUCGUGAGCAUGGAGCACCGACUUUUUACGGGGAGAAUCGAACACCGGUUACAAUUGAUACUCAUAUUGUGGGACUUUUUUCCAUCUUUUUGGUGCCAGCAGUAACGUUUCUAAUAAUUCUUCCUGGAGUUCGAAAACAUCGUCUCUCGUCCACUUUAUCUUUCCUCUUCAAUAUGUACAUUGGAGCAACGUUACUAGUAUCCAUGUAUCAUCCAUGCUGGCAUCGCGCUGAAACACCGAUAUCCACGACUUACAAGGCAUUUUCUAAUGCUAAAAUGGAUGCACAUAUCCUCGUCCGCGUUGGUCUACAGUACCUCAAUAUUUCACUAAGUACGAGCGCUACUCACGAAGGAGAUAAUGUUGUGGUUCAAGAGGGAAUCCUGUACAAUGAAAGAUUCAGUUUUGCCGAAGUGAACAAAAUGGAAAAGGAGUUAUCGAAUGCACUCACCAAAGGUCUGCCCUUCCCCAUCCUUAAGAUUAUUGAAUAUUUAUCCGGUGAUGGAUUCGGAUGGGGUCGACAGUAUCGCGUUGCUGGAUAUUAUACUGCGUGUAUGUUGUGGUUAUCCUUCUACACUUGGAUCAUCUCAUUUGUUUGCCUCGCAUUUCUGCCACACUAUUUCGCACGAUGUAUUUUCUAUACAGGAACUUUUAUUGGUAUAGGUGACUUAAUUUUCGUGUUGAAUAUACCUCGUCAUAUGUAUAUUCGAUUUCCAACCCAAUAUGGUGAUAAUCUCCUGAAAUUCCGACUUUCAAUAUGUUUUCAUGCAACAUGUGUUGCUGCUGUGCUGUGCAUCCUUGUUGGUGGCCUCUUGUGGAUUCUCGAAUCAAAGAACAAAUAUCAUUUCGACACCAUCUUCUCAGCUCGUCGACAUGCUGACGGAAGUGUCGUCGACGUCCAUCGUGAUGAUAAGAGCAUAGCGACAAUCCUUAGUGAUCAUAGUCAAGUGUCUUUGGUACAGUACACCUCGAAACCAUCGAAUCUAUCAUCAAGUCAAGCGUCUUCUGUAGCUUCUAGUGUUUGCUUCUAUCCAAAUCCAUGCGGAACACCUACUCGGUUCUAA
This is a messenger RNA of Necator americanus (New World hookworm), 1083 nucleotides long. RefSeq lists its product as uncharacterized. Gene Ontology annotation, cellular component: endoplasmic reticulum membrane. Gene Ontology annotation, biological process: protein transport. The record is from RefSeq and is a predicted model, not a curated record. Lineage: Eukaryota; Metazoa; Nematoda; Chromadorea; Rhabditida; Ancylostomatidae. The transcript is spliced from 9 exons. Bases 1 to 1083 code for a protein of 360 amino acids.